Capsicum annuum is the source of this 936-nucleotide messenger RNA. Its product is annotated as inorganic pyrophosphatase 2-like. Gene Ontology annotation, molecular function: phosphatase activity. The transcript is spliced from 3 exons. Lineage: Eukaryota; Viridiplantae; Streptophyta; Magnoliopsida; Solanales; Solanaceae. The annotation marks the transcript as partial. The record is from RefSeq and is a predicted model, not a curated record.
UGCUACUGUUCACGCAAAAUAGUCACUGUUCACGCGUCAGUUCGUGAAGCAGUGCACUGUUCACGCAAAACAGUGCUACUGUUCAUUACACCAUUUCGUGAAACAUUGCAUCAGUUUAAAACAGUGUUGCAGCAGUUCGUGAAGCAGUGCACUAUUCAUGCAAAACAGUGCUAUUGUUCACAUAACAGUGCUACUUGCUACUGUUCACGCCAAACAGUCACUAUUCAAGCGUUCCUGCAUGUUUUAACAUUUCCAUUCACACCCUUUCAUUACUAUGAACCCAACAAGAUGAUCAUUGAUUUGGACAGCAACAAUUGGGUUGUCGAUGAGUUUGGUGCUAGUGAUAUGUUCAAUCAGCUUGUCCCUACGAUGCUGUGGAACACUGUUAUGGACACGAUGAUGAAGGAGAUCCACGCAGGAGGCAAAACCAUGCAGGAUAUUGAACAAGUAUUGAAAUGGGCGCCUGUAAUUCCUGGGGUUGUUCCAGCAAUCAAAGCAGCUCAUGCUUUAGGAUGUGAUUUGAAGAUAGUGAGCGAUGCAAAUCUCUUCUUCGUCGAGACAAUAUUGGAGCAUUCAGGAAUCAAGGAUUGCUUUUCAGAAAUCAACACAAAUCCGAGCUACAUUGAUGAUGAAGGGAAACUUAGAAUCUGUCCUUACCACGAUUUUGAUCACAAGUGCAAAUAUCCUUGCCCUCCAAACAUGUGCAAGGGCCUCGUAAUAGAAAGAAUGCAAGCGGUGUCUCUUGCUAUGGAAGGGAAUAAUAAUAAGAAAAGAAUGAUCUAUCUAGGCGAUGAAGCAGGAGAUUUUUGCCCUAGCUUGAUGCUCAGAGAGCAAGAUUUUGUAAUGCCAAGGAAGGAUUUUCCGGUGUGGAAAUUAAUGAACGAAAAUUGCCAACUCAUAAAAGCGAAAAUCCACGGGUGGACUGAUGGAGAAGAG